Molecule: messenger RNA, 3460 nt
Organism: Daphnia pulex (common water flea)
Lineage: Eukaryota; Metazoa; Arthropoda; Branchiopoda; Diplostraca; Daphniidae
Product: protein FAM102A-like
Exons: 8
Coding region: 683-2449 (588 amino acids)
Source: RefSeq, a predicted model, not a curated record
UGUCUGGCCGUAAAGAAACAGUUGGAAGCUCCCUGCCUGCCUGCCACCAGUAUAAUACAGAAAGGACCAAAAGUUUGGCUGGCACAAACAGUCGUGUGUAACAGGACGGGCAGUGACGAAGGUUUGGUCGUUCGAUCGUUAUAAAGCCAGAAAGAAAGAAAUAGGAAAACAAAAAGGAAACUUAAACUCGCGAUUACGUGUCUACAGUGUGUGAUGUUGUUGAUCCCUGCCUUUUGCAUUUAACAUUGCACGCCAUAGUGACCGAUUGAGUUGGCGUCCUUUUUUCUCUUCAUUUCACAACCUAACCAAACGUUGUUAAUAAGUUGCUUUUUUCGUUGUUGGCUGUCCGUUUGCAGCUGUCGUCAUUUUCCCACCCACGACACGAAGCCAGAAAUUUUUCUCAACAUCCCACGUCUUUUUUUGGCUGUGAGAAAAAGAUGGCCAAAAUCGUUUUAUCCUUGUGAAGAAGACACUGUAAGAAACUUACAAAAACAGAGAAAAACAAAAUGGAAUCAGGCCUUUGGGGUUUUGCUAGCAACCUUUGUCGUCUGCUCUCGGAGGCUGCUGUGAGAUGCCGUCAAACUAGUUGAUUACUUUAAACUUUAAAAGUUAGGCCAACUGUGUGUGUGUUGAAACAAUUUGAAUAAUUAAAAAGAAGAAAAACAACUUUUGGGAACAUAUCAUGGCGUUUAUGCUGAAGAAGAAACGCUACAAAUUUCAAGUGGAAUUGUUUCUAGAAGAGUUAAAUGCCGUCACCUUCCCGAGUGCCGUUCUCUUCGCCAAGUUGCGGCUGCUGGACGGCGGCAAUUUCUGCGAAAUUUCUUCCAGAGAGGAAGUCCAGCAGCACACUGUUCGCUGGGCGGCGAAAUUCCCGUUUGUCUGCAAAAUGUCGGCCAACGCAUCGACAGGCGUCCUGGAGCCUUGCCUUUUACGGAUAUCCGUCCGCAAGGAAGUUAAAGGAGGUCGGUCGUACCAGAAACUGGGAUUUGCCGACUUGAAUUUGGCCGAGUUUGCCGGCUCUGGUUCCACAUUGCGCCGCUGUUUGUUGGAGGGCUACAACACGCGGCACCGCCAGGAUAAUUCCAUCCUCAAAGUCACCAUUCUCAUGACGCUCUUAUCAGGCGAUCCUUGCUUCAAAGUGCCAACACCGCGACAGGUGUCCAUUCCGGUGGAUUCGCCCGUCAACAACUCGACCAUGGUGCCAUCUGGCGAUUUCGUUUCGGAUGGUUUCGGACUAGUCGGCUCCUCCAUCAGUGGUGGGCCUUCGUCUAACAAAUCCAGAUUAGUUUCUUCAAAUGUUGGUGGUGGACCAGAAACGCCAGAGCCGGAUGAGAUCUCUGGCGGUGGCAGUAGCACACAUGACGUCUAUUCGGAUGUCAUGGGCGGUCUGAUGAGUCUGCAACACGUCCAACAGCAGCAGCCGCAACCGCAUCGAGACUCUGAAUCGUUUGUUGUCGGCUCUUCGUUGCCGACCUCGGCCGUCUUGGCCGAGUUGCUUCCAGGACACUCUAGGAAUUCUUCCGGUACCAGUCAUUCUGGCAGCGGGUCUGCCUCCGGUUACGGUUCGUUGGCCAGUCAAUCCCAGCACAGUCGGCAAUCCAGCUCCGGAGAGCUGGGACAUUUCAGAUUUCCGUCGUGGCCAGUCUGGUCUCCGCGCUUCUCCAAGCUGCGUUUGUCUAAGCGCGGCGGCCUUGGCCAGCAGCCUCUGCCCGUUGUGGCACCGGCCGACGGGCCCGCUUCCAACACUUCUUCCUCAUCUUCCGGCAUCGGCGGCAGCGGUGGAGUUGGCAAUAUUGGCAGUGACGGGCCGGAAGCGAGGCUCCAGUCGUUCAACACUGGCAAUCAUACGAGUCCACUGGUGCGACCGCACAUUAGUUGGAGGCCCAUCAGUCCGUUGGCCGUUGGGCGGCCGCAGCCGCUCGGUCUAACGGCGUUAAAACCUCCUCCAUCACCUUCUGCUGACGUUCCGCUCCGCUCGCUCAUUCCGCCAUCAGCCACCGUUGCCGCCGCCGCCAUUCCACCCCCGCAUGAAAGUAGUUUGGGACAUUCCAGGAAUCCGAGCAACGGGUCGGGAUUCAGCGACACGGGUUCGAUGGAACGUCCCAAAAUAGCCGGCAGUGGAGUUGCUGCUGGAACGGGUGUCGGGCUGGCCACGGGAACAGUGUCAUCUAUCGGCUCUUCUUCGUCCUCUUCGGCCAGCGCCACCAACACGUCGACUUGCUCCUCGUCGGGCACGGCGGACAAGCGCAAAAAGUUGGAGGAGAGAAUCGAAAGCAAAGAGUCGAGGAUCGACGCCAGGCAAGUGAUUGAUGACCUCAUCAAAUCGGCCAACCUGGAAAACGACGUCAACGCCGGUGAAGUGUCGGGCUUACAGCUGAAAGACAUCACCAAAAACGCACAAUCCAACCAGUGGGAUCACGGCAAAGGCAAAGUCUACGGCGGUUGGUGAUUGAUUUUAUCCAUCCAGCCAGCCAGCAACAGCGCAAACAUGUGAAAUGAAUCCGCGUUAAAUAACAAAAACAAACUGGUCAUAUCCACAAAAUGGGGAACGGUUGUUGUAAAACAAACAAAAAAAGAAUAAUUUCAAUUCUUUUUUUUCAAAAAUCACUUCCCGAUGUUGAAUGAUUGCCUUGUUAGUUUCAAACAAACACACUAAAACAAAAACAAUAGUUGAUUUGAGGAAUUAUUUUGGGUACACAUUUUCUUUCUUUACACAAUUUUUCCUUUUAGUUUCGAUUAUUUUUUGCAAUUUCGCGCCGCCGUUGUCGUUUGUCGUUUCGUGACAAUUUCAAUGAUUAAACAUAAUCGAAAAAAUAUAAGAAACAAAAUGUCUACAAAAAAAAACGAAAAAAAAACUGCGCUCGGAUGGUUAAAAACAUCCUUAACUAAUUUCUCCUACACGUGUGUUCCGUCUCGCCUUCCGUUGUUGUUCACGCCGAUAUUUUUGUAUAAAUUGUGCCCACAUUUUUAUUUUUUUUUUGUCGCCCCCCAAACAUUUCUUUUUCCUUUUUUUUUUUUAGAAAUUUUUCUUUUCACGCCGUUACGUGUCAUUUAUUUGCCGGCCAACGCCCUUUUUCAAUGUCGUUGAUCACGGGCGUCAGAGCCUCACAGCUUCGAUAUGUUUUGAAAAAUAACAGCGCAAAAUAAACUAAAGAAAGAAAAGAAAAGUUAUGUGUAGGAAAGAAAGGGUCGUCAAUAUGUCGCCAUUUGGAAUCAUUUCUCUUAUCUCUCCGGUCGUUUCGCUCCGCAUGCGUGCACAACCAUCCGAACCGACGGGCUAAAGAAAAAAAAACGACAACAACAAAGUCCCAGCUACUUGUUUUUCUACUUUUGUUUCUUUUUUUCCUCCCGUUGUUUGUCAUCAAUUGUUAUAUAUUUAAUUAUAUAUAUAUGCCGUGUACUACUGCUGUACUGUACGUCUCUCGCCUAUCAAAAAAUAAAACAAAAACAGACACACAAA